Magallana angulata is the source of this 2718-nucleotide messenger RNA. RefSeq lists its product as uncharacterized. The transcript has 2 exons. The record is from RefSeq and is a predicted model, not a curated record. Lineage: Eukaryota; Metazoa; Mollusca; Bivalvia; Ostreida; Ostreidae. Bases 352 to 2502 code for a protein of 716 amino acids.
GUCUAUAGUUUAAAAUUUAAAUUCUUCAGAAAUAUUUUUGUACAAGUUAACCACUCUGAGUUUAGUAUAUCCGGUAAUCCUUUUUGGUACAAGUUAACUACAACGUAUAUCUGGUCAAUCACUCACUUCCUGUCAGCCUUACUGACCAGUCCGGUCUCACUUUGUCUAUCGGCUUCAAUCUUGUUAGAUGCGUGCCUCGAGCCACUAAUUUUUUACCAAUAUUAUUCACGACGGCAACGUUUUCCACACAAAAUAAACUAUGAAACCCGUGUGACUUUUGUUUGCGUUGUGCAAGGUUAGCUAUCUGCCUGCACCAGGCAGAAUAGUAAAAAAUUAGUGAAUUCGUUUGGCAUGUCUGCUGAGGAUCGACGGAUACGUAAACUCACACCCAAAGGCCUCGUCAUGUUCAACGAACAGUGUGAAAAGCUGAAAAGUAAAACCGAUGAAACCUGGGCGGAAGUGGAGGAUGCUCUUGUAACAUCUGGAACAUGCGCAAAGGACUUCCAAAAAAUAAGAGAAGUAGAACGUUUAAUUUCUGUGAAAUUCAAAGAUUUCUGUAUAUCUAGUGAAGACUAUAAGAAAUAUCUACUUUCUCAAAAUACAGAGGAGGCGGUCAACUUGUUAAAUGAAUUAGAAGUUUCAAUGAACAAAUGUUUUUCAAUUGUAAAAAGAACAAGUGAUGAGUUGAAGGAAACCAAAUUUGAACUCCUUGAAACACUAAGUCAUGUGUCGUCUAAUGUAUCAAGUUUUCAAAGAGCUAAAGCGCAAGCUGAAAGGGCGAAACUAGAGCUGAUCAAGAGAGAAGGUGAGCUUUUAAAACAAAAAACUGAUAUCGAAGCAAAAAUUAGUAUCGUCAGACAGGAGAAAGAAAUCAUCUCAGCAGAAGCGGACUUCACAGAAGAAGAAAAGAUUGAUCUUCCGAUCUACUCAGGGGAACAGAUGACGAGUGCGUUUAUCCUCAAACACGACCAUAACCCAUCAAAUACCGAGGAUGGCCACAUUCAACAAAAUCAACCAUAUUUUGAACAGAAUCCACCAAUCAGUGUUCAACAUCCAGAGGCGGAUGACCGACAUCCGGGAUAUCUAAAUGCAGUUAAUCAAGGUUGUGUUCCUUCAAUUCCAAUUCAUCAAAUGCAUCAAUUGUGUGCGCCUUCUAAUUCAGUGAAUCCAGUUUGUUCUACCUCGAUUUCAGUGCCUCAAGUUUGUGCUUCUCAAGAUUCAGUGUCUCAAGUGAAUGUCCUUUUAAAUUCAGUGUCUCAAGUGAGUGUUCCUUCAAAUUCAGUGCCUCAGAUGCGUGUUCCAAAUUCAGUUGAUCAACGGAGUGCUCCAUUGGAUGCAGCUUCUCGAGUGUUCGUUCCCUCGAAUUCAAUGCGUCAAGUUUGUGUUACUACAAAUUCAUUGCCUCAUAUGAUUACUGCUCCAAAUCUAGUACCACAACGGACCGACAACACUUCGACAAUGGCCGACUUUUCAAAGUUUUUGCUACGCAAAGAUUUUCUACUCACAAGAUUCACCAACUUUGAUGAUCGUCCAGAAAAUUUCAAUUCUUGGAGUUCUUCAUUCCGGAGUGUUAUACUAGAACUUGGUGUCACAGAGUUUGAGGAAAUGGAUUUACUUGUAAAAUGGUUGGGUCCAGAGUCCUCAAAGUUUGCACGCACACUGCGCUCCGCAAACACCAACAAUCCUAGCCUAGGUGUAAAGCGUAUUUGGGAUAGACUGAACGAUAAAUAUGGGAGACCUGAGAUGGUGGAACAUGCUCUAAAACAGAAACUACACUCGUUUCCAACCCUCACAAAUAAAGAUCAUGCCAAAUUGUAUGAUCUCGUGGACAUUCUCACCGAAAUUGAAUCGGCGAUGACUAAUCCAAAAUACGAAAUUUGUCUGAGCUACUUCAAUUCAUCUACUGGAGUACUACCCAUAGUUGCCAAACUACCCAUAUCUCUACAAGACAAGUGGACCUCUCAAGCAGCUGGAUAUAAAAAACGGAAUGAUGUAGCAUUCCCUCCAUUUUCCUUUUUUGUCGAGUUCAUCCGUGAAAUGUGUGAAAUCCGUAACGAUCCUGGACUUGUAUGUCAACCGUCCACAAACACAAACAUGGCAUACAGCAAACCUAGACCUACUGGCGCAGUCACUUCUCGUAAAGUUGAAAUUGUAUCAUCAACUCUGUCAACACGUUGUCCCAUACACAAUGCUGGACAUUCUUUGAACGAAUGCCGUGGCUUCAAAAGAAAAUCACUACGUGAGCGUCAAAACAUUCUACGUGAUAAGAAAUUAUGUUUCCGAUGUUGUGCCUCACAAAGUCAUGUGUCCAAAAAUUGUACAGCGGACAUUAAAUGUGAUAUAUGUGGUAAUCCUUAUCAUGUCGCAGCGAUGCACAUUGAUCGUCGUCCUUCAAAACCCGAAUCCCCUACACCAGUCUCAACAGCGAAAACUGCCUUAAGCAAUGGCGGGGAGUAUGAAGAAGGAAAACAUGGGAGUCGUUCUUGCGGGAAGAUCGUUUAAGUGGACGUGUUUUGUCAAUCAAAUCCUGCGAAAGUUAUCCGUGUUUAUGCGACAAUCGAUGACCAGAGCAACCGGACGUUGGUGUCCCCUUAUUUGAUAGAUCGACUCGGAGUUACAGGAGAAUGUAAACCCUACACUCUUACGUCAUGCUCCGGUGUAACGACAGUCGCUGGACGCCGUGUGAACGGAUUAUGUGUCAAAGCCUUGGAUGGUACA